This is a messenger RNA of Micropterus dolomieu (smallmouth bass), 3483 nucleotides long. RefSeq names its product kinesin family member 17 (gene kif17). NCBI's taxonomy places the organism in Eukaryota, Metazoa, Chordata, Actinopteri, Centrarchiformes, Centrarchidae. The record is from RefSeq and is a predicted model, not a curated record. Gene Ontology annotation, molecular function: microtubule motor activity; ATP binding; microtubule binding. Bases 323 to 2803 code for a protein of 826 amino acids. Gene Ontology annotation, biological process: microtubule-based movement. The transcript has 14 exons.
UGGCAGGGGACCUGUAACUGUACCUGACGCGGACACUCACUACCGUGUCUGGAAGUACUUACACCUCACCUCAGCGUGUUAUUUUUUAUUUUUUUUGAAAUCUUUUAGUAUUCCUCUAGUCGUCACAUUUUCCUCAGUAGACUUCAGCAGGCAUGAACUGUUAGCAGAGCUUGUCUUCUGACUGUCUGACGUUAGCAUGUUAGGUAACGUUAAUAAGGAUCCUGCUGCAGCUCUGCUCUGUAUUCAUGUAUUUAUAAAGCAGAAUUGAUUUCUAUGUGUUAACUACUGCACAAGCCAACUGCUGUGGACUGAAUGCUGAGACAUGGGGUCAGAGUCAGUGAAAGUGGUGGUCAGGUGCAGGCCCCUGAAUGACAGGGAAAAAGCGCUUUGUUCUAAGAUGGUGCUGUUCAUGGACCUGCACCGCUGUCAGUGUUUCAUAGAAAAGCCCGGAGCAGCGGAUGAGCCACCCAAGCAGUUCACCUUUGAUGGGACCUACUUCAUUGAUCAAACCACUGAACAGAUGUACAACGAGAUUGCAUAUCCUUUAGUUGAGGGUGUCACUGAGGGAUACAAUGGCACAGUCUUUGCCUAUGGACAAACUGGAAGUGGGAAGUCUUUCACCAUGCAGGGAGUGUCAGAGCCUGCAGCCCAGAAGGGGGUUAUUCCCCGAGCCUUUGAGCACAUCUUUGAGAGUAUUCAGUGUGCAGAAAAUACAAAAUUCCUCGUGAGGGCCUCCUACUUGGAGAUUUACAAUGAAGACAUCAGAGACCUUUUGGGAAAUGACACCAAACAGAGAUUGGAGCUGAAAGAGCAUCCAGAGCAUGGGGUGUAUGUGCGGGACCUCUCCAUGCACACUGUGCACAGUGUUGGGGAGUGUGAGAAAAUCAUAGAGCAAGGGUGGAGGAACCGGGCAGUGGGCUAUACACUGAUGAACAAAGACUCCUCCCGCUCGCACUCCAUCUUCACUAUUCAUUUGGAGAUCUGCAACACAGAUGCAGCUGGACAAGACCGUCUACGAGCUGGUAAGCUCAACCUUGUUGACUUGGCAGGAAGUGAGCGUCAGUCUAAAACCGGUGCUACUGGUGAGCGACUCCGUGAGGCCACCAAGAUCAACCUGUCCCUCUCAGCCCUGGGUAACGUCAUCUCUGCCCUGGUGGAUGGACGCUCCAAAUACAUCCCCUACCGGGACUCCAAGCUGACCAGACUGCUGCAGGACUCUCUGGGAGGAAACACGCGCACCUUGAUGAUUGCCUGUCUAUCCCCUGCAGACAACAACUAUGAGGAAAGCUUGAGCACACUGCGCUAUGCCAACCGGGCCAAGAGCAUCCAGAACAAGCCUCGUAUCAAUGAGGACCCAAAGGAUGCUCUGCUCCGAGAGUAUCAGGAGGAGAUCAAGAAUUUGCGGGCCCUUAUCUCAGACCAGCUAGGCACUGCUAACCUUGCGUCUCUGCUGGCUGGUCAGUUGUCUGAGGUAUCCCCUGCUGUUGAUUCAAGGCCACAGUCCAGCACCACAGAAACAGAGAAGGAGAAGAUUAAAGAGGAGUACGAAGAGAGGCUGGCCAAGUUGCAGGCUGAGUACAACGCAGAGCAGGAAUCCAAGGCAAAGCUGCAGGAGGACAUAGCUGCCCUGCGUUCCUCCUAUGAAUCCAAGCUGUCAAAUCUGGAGAAGGCUAGAGCCAGCAGGGGGAGCUCUGUAUCAAAGAAUGUAUCAGCGAGCUCAAACUGUAUGACACAAGUCGCUGAGGAAGAACUCUGCCACAACACUGAUCCCAUGUGCCACAGUCAAACUGGAGACACUUCCCUGACCGAGGUAGUGAGUCAGCCUGCUGUACCUUGUGCAGCAGUAAGCGUCCAAAAAGGCCCAAGCAGAGACGAGCGCAUACACUCACCUGACAUCCCUCCUGCAGGGCCUCUGGACCAGAAACACGUCUUUGAAAGACUGCAGCAGCUGGAACAGGAGGUGGUAGGAGGAGAGCAGGCCAAGAACAAAGAGUUACAGCAGAGACACCGGCAGAGGAAGAACCUCGCAGACCAGAGAAAAGUCCAUCUUAUCCACGCUCUGUCAGAGAACAGCGAGGAGAGUGAAAACGUACUCUUGAACGUCUACAACUCCAUCCAGGAAGAGGUCCAUGCCAAAAGCCAAAUGCUGGUCAAAGUCCAGGGCAAGCUGAAAGCGGCCAAACUGGAAAUCCGUGACCUGCAGGCGGAGUUCGAGGUGGAAAGGAAUGACUACUUAGCAACAAUCCGGCGGCUGGAGAGGGAGGGCCAGUUACUGCACUGCCUGCUGGAGCGCAUGGUGCCGCUGGUGCGCCGUGACUGCAACUACAGUAACCUGGACCGCUUGAAGAAAGAAGCUGUCUGGGACGAGGACAGCGUCACUUGGAGCCUGCCGGAUGUGAUGGUGCAGAAAACAACACUGCCUUCAGCAGUGGCUCCAAAACUUUCAGCUCGCAGAGGUUCAGCUGCUGAUAAUGGAGAGCCAUUCAUGCAGGUGGAGGAGGACAGGUACAAAGAAAUGCUGGAUCGUAGUGAUAGUGAGAACAUCGCCAGCAGCUACUUCAAGUCAAAGAGAGCAAGCCAACUGCUGGGACGUGAGGCUACCAAGGGACAUGCAAUCCACUCGCCUCCCCUGGUUAACGGGGCAGCCCACCUCACUGUGAGUGGUUCCACCAUGAACCUGCCUCUUAGCUCAGACUCUGUCCUGCCACGCCCUUUCCGUCUGGAGUCGUUGGGUGUCCCAGUGUCCAAUGGUAAGGUGAAACGCAAAAAAAGCAAACCUCACAUCCACAGUGAGGGGAUUUGAAAAGACUGAAUUCUCAUGCUCUACAUACUUAACACAUUCCUCUACAUACUUAACACAUUCCUCUGUCAUCUGAUUUUGUACACUUUGAUCGAUCACAUACAGUAUAUAGUAAAUUGUUAUGUAUUGAAUUUCUGGUAACCACUACAGUGUAAACAAACACUUUUUGUGGACAUUACGAGUCCAGUCAUGUUUUAGAUUACAUUUUGAAUGUCUACAAUGUCUACCUAUAGUAUGAUACUACCCUUUAAUUUUUGCACUGUACCUAAAAACUGGUGAUUCAUGCUCUUUGAGACUUAAAAGUCCAAUCCACUAUAAUAUUUAACUUCUAAGGUAUUUUACUGAUUUGUAAACCAAACUUUUAACCUGUUCCUUAUACAACAUAGCUCUAGUUAGUUUUUAGUUUUUAUAUAAUCUAUGGCUAAUUUUAUUUACUUUACAAAAAAGUCCUUUAAAUUUGGCUUGUUUAGUGUUUUAUGAAUGGUAAUAAGCAAUAAGAUCUCAGACCAGUCAGAAGUGUCAUAGCAAUGGGCGGCUGUCACAAAUGUGUUGAGGGGCUGUUGUCAAGGCAGCAGUGUUGACAGGUAGUAGAUGGGUAUCUCAUGUCACAUAUGACCUGGGGUCAGCAUUGUGGAGUUUGGUCUGACGUUACUUAAGCUUAAUAAAGAUGAGAGAACCCUUCA